This is a messenger RNA of Morus notabilis, 2080 nucleotides long. RefSeq names its product cysteine proteinase RD21A. Bases 352 to 1782 code for a protein of 476 amino acids. Gene Ontology annotation, cellular component: lysosome. NCBI's taxonomy places the organism in Eukaryota, Viridiplantae, Streptophyta, Magnoliopsida, Rosales, Moraceae. The transcript has 5 exons. Gene Ontology annotation, molecular function: cysteine-type endopeptidase activity. The record is from RefSeq and is a predicted model, not a curated record.
UUAAAUUAUUACAGAUAAACAUGCACCCAAAAUACAUGGGAUAUUACUCUUUCAUCAAAAAAAAAAAAAACGAAGAGAGAGAGAGAGAGAGAGAGAGAGAGAGAUUACUCAUACAGCCAAUAACACUCCGUAUCUGGACGCAGUUUCGCAUCCCAUGUAGGGUUUUUUUAGCUAAUCCCAAUUCCGCAAAAAGAAAAGAAAAGAAAAGAAAAGAAAAACGUUUCGAUUUCCUCCGAUCCAGGCUCUUCGCGCAAACAUCCUUCUCGUACUCGACCCACCAUAUAUAGUACCAAUACUCUACGAAAGUGUCCCCCAAACCCAAAAAACUUCUCUUCUCUCCCUCCCUCAAUAAUGGCGAUUCUUCGUAGACCUUCUGUGAUUUCUUUUUCUUUUCUGGUCCUUGUUUCCUUUCUGGUGGGCUUCUCGUGGGCCUCCCCGGACAUGUCAAUCAUAGACUACGACGCCAAGCACGGCAUUGUGGUCCCCACCGAGAGGAGCGAGACGGAGAUGAGGGCCAUGUACGAAUCGUGGCUUGUCAUUCACGCCAAAGCCUACAACGCCCUCCGCGAGAAGGAGAGACGCUUCGAGAUCUUUAAGGAUAAUCUCCGCUUCGUCGACGCCCACAACGCCGCCAACCGGACCUUCAAGCUCGGCCUUAACCGCUUCGCCGAUCUCACCAACGACGAGUACAGGGCCGGGUUUUUGGGGGUCAAGAUCGACCGGAUAGGCACACUCUUUGGCUCGAGGAAGAGCGAUCGCUACGCUUUUCGAGCCGGCGAUGAGUUGCCGGAGUCCAUCGAUUGGAGGGACAAAGGCGCGGUUGCUCCGGUCAAAGAUCAAGGACAAUGCGGGAGUUGCUGGGCAUUCUCAACUAUUGGUGCGGUUGAAGGAAUAAACAAAAUCGUGACUGGCGAACUAAUCUCGCUGUCGGAGCAAGAACUGGUUGAUUGUGACACAUCUUACAACCAGGGCUGCAAUGGCGGUCUCAUGGAUUAUGGCUUUGAGUUUAUAAUCAACAAUGGUGGCGUUGACACCGAAGAAGAUUAUCCUUACAAGGCUCGCGACGGUCAAUGUGAUCCUAAUAGGAAAAACGCUCACGUUGUGACCAUUGAUGGUUACGAAGACGUGCCUGAAAAUGAUGAGAAAGCGUUGAAGAAGGCUGUUGCAAAUCAGCCUGUUAGUGUUGCUAUUGAAGCUGGUGGACGGGAGUUCCAACUCUACCAAUCGGGUGUGUUCACAGGACGCUGUGGAACUCAACUAGACCACGGUGUGGUCGUCAUUGGUUACGGAACAGAAAAUGGCGUAGACUACUGGAAGGUGAGGAACUCUUGGGGACCAAGUUGGGGAGAGAAUGGCUACAUCAGGAUGGAGCGCAAUUUGGCUGGUGCCUCACAUGGCAAGUGUGGAAUUGCCAUGGAGUCCUCAUACCCCAUCAAGAAGGGUCAGAACCCUCCCAACCCCGGGCCAUCCCCGCCAUCUCCACCUGUGAAGCCCCCGGCUGUUUGUGAUGAAUACUAUUCGUGCCCUGAGAGCAGCACCUGCUGCUGCAUCUAUGAGUAUGGCAAGUACUGCUUUGCUUGGGGAUGCUGCCCUCUUGAGUCUGCAACCUGCUGUGAUGAUCACUACAGCUGCUGCCCUCACGACUAUCCCGUCUGCGAUCUUGACGCGGGAACUUGCCGCGUGAGCAAGGACAAUCCCUUUGGAGUUAAGGCAUUGAAGCGAGCUCCCGCCGUGAAAUCUCGGUUUCCCUUCCUGCAUAUUGGGAUAAUCGCACGGCCAUGAAAAGCUUUGAGGCUCCAUGGGGUUAAGAAAGAGGAAGACGACCUAAGUUGAGUUUCUUUGAUAAAACUGAUUGAUCUUGUUAAACCCCAUACCCAAUUGGAGGCUGCUAACAAAAGAAAUGAUUUGUCUUUAGAGAAGUAUCAUUUGGUGAACCGUCCAUAAUUAUUUCAACAAUGGUUUAGUUUGGGUUUUUUUUUUUUUAUUAUUAUUAUGAUGAUCUCUGUAAAUAAACAAGUUCUUUGCCAAACAGAAACAAUUGAAUUACCGUUUAACCGUUCAAUCUCAAUGUGCAUGAAUG